This is a messenger RNA of Crotalus tigris (Tiger rattlesnake), 3421 nucleotides long. RefSeq names its product abhydrolase domain containing 14A (gene ABHD14A). NCBI's taxonomy places the organism in Eukaryota, Metazoa, Chordata, Lepidosauria, Squamata, Viperidae. The record is from RefSeq and is a predicted model, not a curated record. Bases 1665 to 2480 code for a protein of 271 amino acids. The transcript is spliced from 5 exons. Gene Ontology annotation, cellular component: cytoplasm.
AAAAAAAUAGUGCAGACUUUGAGGAGAAAGCUUUGCUCCUUUUGGGUAUAGUAUUGAAAGGAUGACUUUAGAAAUCUUUGACUGUUAUUUUGAAGUAAGGAUAAUGAAUAGUAGCAGAUUCAGUGGAAUGCAUGCAAACCAUUCAGACAGUGACAUCCUGAGAUACUGGGGAAGGGUUAUUAUUUUAGAAGGCCUUCAUCUUCCUCAGCACACAUUGCAUAUGCCUGAAUAGGCAAAUACCAAUAUAUGUCUCAGGGUCUUUACUGAAUGAAAUAGAAGUAUCUUGGUUCCUUUCGAGUUUGCUUCCUCAGCGAUUAAAAGGUUGAGAAGGUAUUUUUAUACUCAUUUGCAAGAUUCUGCUAUUGAUACAGAGGUGAAAAGGGUGCUUCCAACACUUGCAAUCAGCUAGAAAAUUACAUCGUUUACAAGAGAGGGGUUUUUUUCAUUGAGUACCCAACUGCUACCAUAUUUACAAAAGACUUUGAAAUACAUUAUGCUAGCAAGAUAUUUGUUUGCAUGACUGUGUUUUCAAGCACACUGAACUCUUUAGAACAUGGGUGUCAAACUCGUCACAUGAUGUGUUGCGACGUAUCACGACUCUUUGCAUUGCUGGCAAUGGGGUGGGUGCAGCUUUGGUAUGAUGAAACCGGCCUGUGGGCUGGCAGUUUGACACCCCUGCUUUAGAAGAAUAUAUCCUAUAGUGCUUGAAAAUAAUGGACUGAUGUUUCUUCUUCGCAUACAUACUCAGCAGAUGGGCUUUGCCUAAGAUAGAUUUUAUUAAAUAUUUACCAAGUUUAUACGUAAUAAAAAUAAUUAGUUUGCUAUGCUAUGAUUUUAAAAAAAUACAUUUUCCUUACGACUAAUAAUCUUUUCAAAGAUAUAUGGCCAUUCCUGCAGUGUAUUUUUCACCAUUUGGUACCCAAUUGUUAUUAUAGGGCUCAGCAGGAGUUGCUUUCAGAGAGAGUAGUAUCCAUCUUUGUAAUGGCAACCUCACUUGUGGGAUUUGGCAAAUUCAUCUUGGGCAAGUGACAAAGUCACAAAGCUGCAUAUUCAACUUUUGUGUAGAUUUAGAUCAGUAUGUUUAGGAGGUCCGGAAAAUAAUUCCUUCCCAAGUGUAGUGAUGACUGGUUAUAUUAAUAAUUAGUCUGAUUGCUGUUUACAUCUUUCCUGGCUGAUUCUAAAAGGGUGGGAGAAGCACUUAUGCUAUUUUAAAUCCACUGCUGUGCAUCAAGAUGAUGACUUCUGAAACAUUUGAAUACAAAACCCCAAUUAUUGUGAUAUCAGCUAAAAAAUGGGGUAUUUAAAUGUUUACCUAAGGCAGUCUCACAUAUUGGAAACUGAAUUAUUUUCCUCAAAGGCACACAAAUAGUGGUUCCUUUGUAAGCGCUUUGGAUAUCUAUAAUAUAUGCUGGGUGGGGUGUUCUACAGCUUUCCUUCUACUUUUCAAAGUGAAAUUUGCUCUCUUAGUAAAAAAGCUUACUAUAUUUUGUGAUGGAAAAAUACCAUAGACUCCACUAUUUAUGCACUGAAUCUAAUUAUCUUUUGUGUUUGUUUUACCACAUAACCUGGAUAAAGGCCUAAUUUGACAAGUGGGACGUAUCAUUAACAAAGAUUGAAAGAAAAACGCAGAGGAGCAGCAAAACCUGAAGGUUUAGAAGUAAAAGAUGGGCAAAGAAAAGAUGACUAUGACUUUGAUCCGCAACAGGCUGGUGCUGCUGGUCCUAGGAAUCCUUGUCACUUUUGUCCUCUACCUGUUGCUUCCUGCAAUCCAGCAUGAAAAAUUUAGUGCUUCAGUAGACAUCCCUAAACCACGGGCCAUGGAGGAAGAGGCGAAGGGUACAGGUGCUGGGAAUGUCACCAUCAUGACAGGGACAGUUUUGCACUCUUCUGUUUUCUUCAGAGAAGCCGUGCUGGCACAAAAAGAUGUGGCUUCCUCCACUGAAAGGCUGGCAGUGAUCUUCUUGCAUGGCCAGUCCUUCACAUCCAAGACAUGGGAGACUCUAGGAACACUGGCUUUGCUUGCAGAAAACGGCUAUCGCGCUGUAGCUAUUGAUUUGCCUGGCUAUGGGAACUCCCCACGUUCAACCUCUGCUGGGACUGCAAAAGGCCGCAUUUCCUUUCUGGAGCAAGUCUUCAAGGAGCUGGGCCUUCAGAAGCCCAUUUUGAUAAGCUCAUCUAUGAGUGGCCGAUAUUCCAUUCCAUUUCUCUUUUCUAGUGGAGAACGGUUGAAGGGCUUUGUGUCUAUUGCGCCAGUGGGUACAAAAGAUUUUACAGCUCAGCAAUAUCAACAGGUCGAGACACCAACAUUGAUAAUUUAUGGACAGCGUGAUACUGACCUGGGUGUACAGUCUCUGCAAAGUCUUCAGCAGAUUCCCAGAUCCAGAGUUGUCAUGUUGUUGGGAGCUGGCCAUGCCUGCUAUCUUGAUAAGCCUCAGGAGUUCCACAAAGCGCUGCUGAGCUUCCUCAGUGAAUUAAAAUGACUGUGGUAUUUUUUCUUAGUUGCUCUGCUGAAUCCCAUUUUCCUUUUCCCAGGGAAAAAGUGAAGACUGAAUGUCUGUUAUGUAAUCUGGAUGAUGUGCAUAUAAAUCUGGUUCUUCAUACUUCAAGGGCUAUAGAGCUUUUUGACUGUCGAUGGAAGAAUUUAUCUCUACUUGUUUGUGGGGUUACUUCUUUUUCAAGCGCUCAAGGUAUAAUUGCCAGAAUCCUACAAACUGGCAGAAGUAUUAGAUCGAGGACAUACGGAGCAGGGUAGCAUUUUCAUAUGUUUGUGAAGAGACUGAAGAACUUGAUCUGCACAUCACUAUUCAAUUUUCAUUCCUUUUAAGAACUGAUCUCUCCAGAGAAAGGUACAACGUCAACUCCAGUAUCUUAUUUCAGACCACAGAUAUUAUCUCAAGAUUAAUUUUUUUCCAUUAACCACCACCUACUACUUUUAGUGUGCUUAUUUCUGUUUUGAGGGUGUUUUCUUGUACUUUUUAUCUUAAUUCUACUGUUGUGAUUUGGAGGGUCUGCUUUACUUUUUUCAGCAGCAGAAGGAAACCAAAUUGACGUGUUUGUCCUUACUGGGAGCAGGUAAUAUUUGAAAUUGCCCAAAAGACAUUUGGGAAAUUUGAAGAAAAACUUUGGAAAGAAAUGACACAAUUUUAAGUGUAUAUUUUCUUGUAACUUUAAUGACCACUGUAAUGCAUUGGUUGCCCAACUGUAACAUGUUGACUCUCUGUGAAUGAAGUAUUUAGUUAGAAUGUGUCAUCCAGACUCUCACCUGAGCAGGAGAAUAUGGAAGAAAUAAGGAGAAUGGGUCAACUUUUCAAAGAAGCAUAGUCCACAUGUUAGGAGAGGGAUGAUUUGUCCUACUCAUUAGGUCAUACGUUAUCUAGGAUUUUGAGUAUUGCAAACGUUUAAUAAAUUGUUUAUACUGGUA